AUGUAUCAAAAUGGCCAAAGGGACGCAACGCGUCCCUUUCAGGUGCCCCCUCCGCCGCCGCCCAUGUCCCCGCCGCCCGCCGUCGGGAUGAAUAACAUUAUGAACCUUCCUCCUCCCCCACCACGAUACCCGGGUGCACCAGGAGCAGGCGGCGGCGUUAUGCUACCUCCUCCUCCAGGACCGCCCCCUAACAACUCAUUUCCAUCGAGCGCUUUACCACCCCCCAGCGCCCUAGGCUCCGCCCCAUGGCACGGUGCCUGGGGACGCGCCUACGAUGGCCGGACGACGUUCAAUAUCCCGCCGCCUCCCCCGGGCGGUGUGGGGGGCUUGCAGGCAUACAAUCCCAAGCUUCACGCGCAAGCAAUUGCGGCGGCGGCCGCAGCCGCCGCAGCUCCCUCGCCGGGCACCACGCUGUCGAUCCCCCCGCCUCCGCCGCCGAGCGAGCAGAUGAGCGCGACCUAUAUACCUCAGGGGGAUACUUAUGGUGAAGGUGUUGGCAUUCCGGGACUCGGUUUAGCUGACGAUGGCGGCCUAGGCGGCUGGAGCGCAGGCGGCCAGAUGGACCUGGGAAUGGGUACCCCCUUGGACGAUACACCGGGCCGCGACAGACUAUACAUUACUUCAAUGACCAAUAGGGUGUCGUCAACCACGAGCAACUCUGCGACCGCGUCCGCAAUUCCGCCCGAGUUAGCAGUCCAAUGGCCCAUGGACAAGGUCCAACUCUGGCUCCAAGCAAAUCAAUUCUCCCGGGACUGGCAGGUGACAUUUAAGACGCUGAACCUCCACGGAGCGCAGUUCCUGGAGCUUGGUAGCGGCCAUGGCGGCCGCGGAAACUUUGGCAUGAUGCACCAGCAAGUGUACCCUGAGCUUGCAGAGCAAUGCUCCAAGAGCGGGGCCGGCUGGGACCAGCCCAAGGAGAGGGAGGAGGGAAAAAGGAUGCGACGACUGAUUCGCGGCAUUGUGACAGGGCGGCCAAUUGAUUCAUCUAGGGCCUCAGUGGGUCAUUCACGCAAGGAGUCUACUAUUGCGAGCAUUUCAUCGAGUGCCGGGCCAGAUUCUGCCGACUCGCCGAAUACCCCUAUCAAGGCUCCUGGCCCUGGAUUCGGUGGGCGCAGGCUAUCGCAGUCGCGGUCGACGACGAUGCCGACGCUUGGCAAGGCCCUGAGCUCAGAGUCAAACCACAGGACUACCAUUAUGAAAAAUCUUGAGAUUGAUAACAGCCGGCGGCACAGCCCAAGCGCUAGCGAGUCUGGAGAGACAGGCACAUUUCACGGCUCGGCACCUCUGGGCAGGGACAGUCCUGGUGGAAGCCCUAACCCCUCGUCUGCGCUCUUCCCGUCCUCAACCAUGGGCAACCUAUCGGCAUCGCCACACAGCAGCAGAUUCGGGCACCGCUCGCGGAACAGUACUGACUCGGUAUCUUCGAAUGCAGCUAUCUAUGGGUCCGGGGUCCCGGCUGACGCAGCCGCGAUGCUGAAAAGCGGCAUGAACAUUGCUGAAAUGAUCAACGCGACCCGCAAUUCAGAUGCGAAUAGUCGGCGGUAUGGUCAAGAUGGUGGUCGGCCCUCGCCCCAGGACUCGGGUGACAGGAGUGCUGGGACAGACCCCCCUGGCAGUGCGAAGGGUUCCGCGUCGUUUCUGUCGUUCUUGUCUCGUAAAAAGAGGAAGGAAGACGGAACCCUUGGCUCUCCUGAGGACCAGGAGUCUCCGACCAGCCCAGCAAUCAAUUUUAAGCUACACUCACUGGGGGGUCGUGGGGGUAAUGCGAGUGAGACCUCGUUAGAACGGCCUCUUUCCAGCUUCUCGGCGCAGGACUACGCUUACGCAGCUUCGCUCCGCCCGAGACGGGCCGGGGCGGCUCGGUGCUUCAUCCUGGCUACGACUGACUGUUGGAACUACCGUAUGGUUGACGUGACAGAUGCAGAGGCUGCUGCAGAUUUACGACACUUGAUUUGUCUCAACCUCGGGCUGCCAGAUGACGAGCACGCCCAGAUAUACCCAACUGAACUGGGAAAGUUUGAGCAUGAGGUGCCGUUAGACGACCAGAGGCUUGUGGUCAACAAGAAGGAGAAAGCAGACGCCAUUGGUUCACUGAAACUAUUUGUGCGUCCCGGCGGAUCCCAGCAGUCGGCACUCCAGUCGAGAGCCCAGGGCGACCAGACGUCUUCACCGAUGCAUCUCGGCAUGGCCAUGGACGAAGAGGCAUACGCUCGGCUCAAUGGACAACGGCAGCGCUCAAGUUCAUCGCCCCCGGCUUCGAGACAGAAUACUAUAUCGUUGAAAGACCGGGACGAGAAAAUGCUGACGACUGAAGCGCACGAGUAUAGGGCGGAGCAGCUCAAGAAACAACAGGAGUAUCUUGCAAAGCGGAAGCAGCUAUCCAAGGAAACCAGUCCAUCAGUAGACGCGUCCUACGGCAUUGUGGGCAGGAAUGUCGAUUUCGACCAACCGCGUCACUCGCCGUUUGAGGACAAGAAGCUGGAUAAUCUGCUUCCGCAACGCAAGGCGCCUGCGCCGCCUGGAGAUCCAUCAGCCACGCUAAUAAAGGCGAAUUCGCUGAGCAAGAAGACAGGCCAAGGUUUGCGACUGUCUCAAGGUAGCAUGGAAGGGGGACAUCAGAAGCGAACGUCGUCCGAUUUACGCGAAGAGGCAAUGUUUGAGAAGCAAAGACGACGAGCUCCCGCGCCAUCUCCCGCCGGAAGUAUUCACGGACUAUUGGUUGGAAUGGCAGGACGCAUGGGCGGCAUUGGACAUCCGUCAGCUGGCGACUCCAGGGGCCUGUCGCCGAACCGGGUCGCUUCCGCACCCGUGACAAAUGGCGAGUUGGGCGAGCGAGGUAAGGGAGCCAUGUCGACCGUUGACUUUGGGCAGCGCGGGAGGUCUGGUUCUGGCGCAAGCAGUCCGAGGACGGGAGGCGUGCCCGGAUCGCCAGGCUCUACUACUUGGAGCCUGAAGAACGUGCCGUUCCUCGUGCCGGACUACUCGCCAGGCGGGACUCCCCUGUUGCUCCGGAGCAUUGACGAUGACAAGUUCGACGGAGAAAUCUCCGGCCCGAACAGACCCCAUCAUGGAACAGUCGCUAAGAUGCGCCAAGUAGCACGUGUUCCGUCUCCCGGAAGCAUCAGCCCCAGCUCCCGCAGAAGGCCAAGUGACUCGUUUGGAGGCCAACACAGCAGCAAGCGCAAGUCGCACGGCCCGGAUGCCGACUUCCAGGAGAACGAGGUCAGUUUCUCGCAGAGCUCUACCCUAACCGGUCAAGUAUCUGCCGCCGAUAAUUCGGACGAUGACGAUUCAGACGACGGCCUUUUUGCUAUUCCCAUCUCGGCGCGAGUCUCUACCCUCAACAAGGACAAGACCCCAACGGCCACCAAAUUCGAAAAUAGGAACGGGGACUUGGAUCGUAGCGGCAAGCGCCCUAGUUUAAGACUUAACACGGACCGCUCCAAGAAGAGCCUCUCUGUAGCCUUCACAUCGCCGCAGUCGAGCGUUGGAGCCAAGACGCCGGCCGACGACGACGAUGGGGAAGGAGCGAGCGCUCGGAGUGCCAAGUCCUCACAGAGGCGCACGCCAGGCACACCGCGCUCCGAAGGCUGGGAGUCCGAGGAUCGCGACAUGAAACUGAGCAGGCGCAAAUCAUUCAUCGAGAAAGACGUAUGGGCUAACCGGCCACCGACGGACGCUCUUAUUAACAACCUCGAAGACUUUUUCCCAAACCUAGAUGUUGAUCAGCCAGUCCUCGAGGAGGGCGAGCAAGAGAUGCCCCCUUCUCCCAUUGCCGAGGCAGACGAAGGGCAAACCGGGAACGUGGGAUCAAAUGGCGAUAGUAGCAGACCCCCUCUGUUGCCAACCUUGCCGUCCGGCCUUUCAUCCAACAGAAUCUCUUCCAUCUACAACGAGACGGACACGCUUGGCUCGGACGAGUCUACUCUGAAGGCCCUUGAGUCGCGCCCCGUCUCCAUGCAGUCGCUAGCGCACCGCAGUGUUCGGCGCUCGGGAGGAUUAGGCCGCAUGAAAUCGAUUAGAGAGGUUGCCCGCGGAGCACACGAGGCCAACAAGCGUUAUACGCAGACAUCAGCCCAGCUGAGUGCACAAGCGACUCCAGCUGGGGUCAGCAACCAAACCAAUCUGAUGCGCCGCAAGAGCACCAAGAUGUUCAAUGCCAAUAUCGUGCAGAUCCGGCCGGAGCGCGGCUCCCUGAACAUGGCCGGACUCGCCCUCAGCGCCAUAGCACAGGACAGCCUGCCCCAACAGGACAAGCGUGACAGCAUUCCUAAGCGCCAGACCACGUUCCGUUGGUUCAAGGGCCAGCUAAUUGGCAAAGGCACGUUUGGUCGCGUGUACCUCGGCAUGAACGCCACGACGGGCGAGUUUCUGGCUGUCAAGGAGGUGGAGGUCAACCCCAAGGCCGCUCAGGGCGAUAAGAAGAAGAUGCAAGAACUUGUCGCAGCCCUCGACCAGGAGAUUGACACCAUGCAGCAUCUGGACCACGUCAACAUUGUGCAGUACCUUGGGUGCGAGCGCAAGGAGACCAGCAUCUCCAUCUUUCUAGAGUACAUUUCAGGUGGAUCGAUUGGCUCCUGCCUGCGCAAGCACGGGAAGUUCGAAGAACCGGUGGUGGCGUCGCUUACACGGCAGACGAUAUCUGGCCUGGCUUACCUGCACCGCGAGGGCAUUCUGCACCGUGACCUCAAGGCCGACAACAUCCUUCUGGAUCUGGACGGCACUUGCAAGAUAAGCGACUUCGGCAUCAGCAAGAAGACAGACAACAUAUAUGGCAACGACAAGACGAACUCGAUGCAGGGUUCCGUCUUCUGGAUGGCGCCCGAGGUGAUCCGCUCCGAGGGGCAGGGCUACAGCGCCAAGGUUGAUAUCUGGUCGCUGGGCUGUGUAGUUCUCGAGAUGUUUGCCGGCCGCCGGCCCUGGAGCAAAGAGGAGGCCGUCGGGGCCAUCUACAAAAUUGCAAACGGAGAGACACCGCCGAUUCCGGAUGACAUUCGGGAGGAGAUUAGUCCCAUCGCCAUUGCAUUCAUGCUCGACUGUUUCACCGUAAACCCAUCCGAGCGUCCAACGGCCGAUGUGCUACUGUCUCAACAUCCAUUCUGCGAACUUGACCCCAACUACAGCUUCCUAGACACUGAUCUGUAUGCUAAGAUCAGGGGUACCUAUUAA
Molecule: messenger RNA, 5169 nt
Organism: Lasiosphaeria miniovina
Lineage: Eukaryota; Fungi; Ascomycota; Sordariomycetes; Sordariales; Lasiosphaeriaceae
Exons: 3
Coding region: 1-5169 (1722 amino acids)
Biological process (GO): protein phosphorylation
Molecular function (GO): protein kinase activity; ATP binding
Source: RefSeq, a predicted model, not a curated record